CAACAAGUUUAAAAAGCUAAAGACAAUUGUUGUUUUCACAAAAGGGCCGACCAACUGUUUGUCCAUUUUAAUGGCAUAUUGGUCUGAACUCCCGCCAGAGCUUCUAACUCUAAUAGCCAAACGUCUCGAAACCCAGUUCGACGUUCUACGAUUCCGAUCAAUCUGCCGUUCAUGGCGUUCUUCUUUUCCACCAAAGCUUUACCCUUUACCCAAACGCCUCCCUUCAUCAAAAAAAACCAAAGCUGGAUGCCGAUUCUCCCUCAAUCAAAUCACCAUAGCCACCUUGUUCCUCGUUAGAUUGCCGCCGGCCACUGAGAAUCGAAGUAACCAAACCGACCCUUCUUGUUGGCUGAUCAAAAUCAGUGAUGGGAAACCGUUGAAUCCGCUUACAGAUUCUGGGUUGAACGCAAAUUUACCGAAGGUAUUGGAUUUGAUAAAUUGUCAAGUCAUUGAAUUGGGUCAUGGAUAUGUAGGUCGAUAUAGUGUUCAUAUCAAUUAUCGCUUCCGGGGACUAUAUCGAAAUUACAUAGAGAAAGUAGAAAUUUUGCGAUUAAGUCCCGACGGCGAUGAUUUCAUGGCGGUCGGGUUGUUUAGCCACGGUGUGGAGUACUUGGCUUUGUUGAAAUCAGGAGAAAAUGAAUGGACUGUACUUGAAAAUAUGCAUGGUAUUCAAGAUAUUAUCACAUCCAAUAAUAAAUUCUACGCCAUUGAACGAAGUGGAGGAACUAUCAUCGUUGACCAAUUUUUCAGCGUUGGUUUCAUACAACAUGCUGUUGGCUCUCCCACAAACAGGAAAUUCUUGGUUGAAUCUAGUGGGAAUUUAUUGACUGUGGAAAUGAUUUUCCUGGAAAAUUCAGAAUCCAAUGCUGGUUUUAGAAUUUUCAAGUUAGAUGAAGAAAAUCAGAAGUGGGAUGAGAUUAAAAGCUUGGGGGAUCAAAUUUUAAUUCUGGGUUUGCAUCAAGUGGUUUCAGUAUCAGCUUAUGAAUUUCACUGGGGUGAUCAAGGGAACCUUGUAUUCUAUUCCAUAGAUGGUAAUGUUGAAGAUAGAGUUAUGUAUGUGUUUGAUUUAGAAAAGGGUAUUUCAAUUCCUUUAGAGAAUUGUCCUGUUUAUUGUAACUUGUUUUGGCCAUUGCCUGUGUGGUUAAAUUCUUCAGAAUCAGUGGUUUCUUCUUCAAUGGAAGCUACACCAGGAACUGAAUUUGCAAAUUUAGGAAUAUGUGAAGAUGUUGGUAGUAGCUUUUCAAGUUCAUAGUGCUUGUUCUGAUUUUUGUUGUUUUAAACUUGUGUAGUUCCAAAUUCAAAGGCCAUUUUUAGAA
Gossypium raimondii (Peruvian cotton) is the source of this 1316-nucleotide messenger RNA. RefSeq names its product F-box protein SKIP23. Lineage: Eukaryota; Viridiplantae; Streptophyta; Magnoliopsida; Malvales; Malvaceae. The transcript has a single exon. The coding region runs from base 71 to 1252 and encodes 393 amino acids. The record is from RefSeq and is a predicted model, not a curated record. Gene Ontology annotation, molecular function: protein binding.